AUAUGUAGUUUUGUUACUUGAUAUAGUUGCCUUAUUCAUUACAGUCAACAUUUCGCGAAAUAGGACCGGAUAUAAUGUGGAGAAUCACGCUAUGUUGUCUGAAAAGGAGAAUAUUACAUUGGAAUUACCUUGGGUGUAGCCAAUCGGAGUUAACAAUUUAUUUGCCUCUCGUUGACUGCUCAUGAUGAGUUCAAACUAGAACACGGUUUUAAUGGCAGUGUACAGCAUUAGAACACGGACAAGGUUUCAUCUGUGUCAAACUUCUCUUUUCUUGAAGUCCGAAAUUUUAACAGGUUUUGGACUUCAAUUGUCAAUGGUGAAAAUGAUUCGAUAUAAAAGUCAUUCUUAUUACAAUCUUUGAUAGCCUAUCUUUCGUAGAUACGACGAGUUUUGAAUGUGGUUUCAGUUUAUGCGAUUCUCUUGCAAGUUUCGGCUGGAUUGACGGACAUUCAAAUUAAAUAUUUGAUGAACAUCAUUUUGGGCAUGGUGUUGGUUUCGUGACCAUUUAGCAUGUUCAGUGCUUGAUCCGAAAGUAGAAAUCAGUUCCGAUUAUGUCUGGGUGCGACUGCAGUCGACGAGAUCUUCGCCCUACUUGGGGUUGGUUGGUGGUCCUUGGCGCAUUCAUCGUCAACCUCGUCGCUAUUGGGACCCUCAAAUCAUUUGGAGUUCUCUUACCAUACCUGGUAACCAAUCUACACACUGGUACUUCAGUGAUUGGGCUAGCAGUCGGCCUGUCGCAUGGGGUGUCUGUCGGUUUCGCCAUUGUCACCAACCAGCUCCUGAAGAAGAUCAGUGCAAGAAAGCUUAUCCUCUUUGGUGGAUUUAUAGCGGGUGGAGGAUACUGCACAUGCGCAUUCGUUACCACUAGCGGCGAAUUCAUGGCAUGCGUGACUGUUUCAGCAUUAGGCUACGGCUUAGUCAUCUUAUCCCUGCGAGUGACUGUCGUCCGAUAUUUUCCCAGGAACUACUUCAUUGCUGCCAGCAUUAUGUUGAGUGGUGGUGGAGUUGGAAUGAUGGUCCUACCUCCUCUUACAGAGUUCCUGACAAAUGCUUACGGAUGGAGAGGAACACUCCUGUUGAUAGGUGGCUUUAACCUCCAAACCAUGGUAGCCGGUGCCCUCCUACGCCCCAUCCCUACCAGCCACACCCAGGAAUCUACCCCCUUGACAUCCCGGUCAUCUACCAGCAAUGGUGCAAGUUACUUGAGACGAACUUCUGACGACGAGAACGAACCCACUCCUUCAUCAUCUGCCAAGUCUAGUCGAAAAUCUGCUAAAAUCUCCAGGAAAUCGACAAGGAGUGAGGAUGAACCAGGAACAAGCGCAUCAAGCAGUCACUUUGAGGACUCGGUGGAGGCGGAUAAAUCCUGUGCCCUCUGGAGGACUAUCAAAUACGGAUUUCAAAAGUUGGAAGAGAUUCUGGAUUUCAGGAUAUUCUGUGACUUCCCUCUGUUUUCUCUAGCCAUUGUGGCUAUUUUCCUUCAUGGUAUUACUUACACUGGUUGGAUCCUUUUCCUGGUGCCAAAUGCCAGAGCGAAGGGAUAUUCACCUUACUCAGCCGUUUCACUUGCAACAAUAGGGGGUGCUUCUAACGUUGUCGGUCGACUCUCUGUCGGGUUCAUCCUGCAGAUCACCAAAGGUUAUGUAACUCCAGCCGAUGCUUUCGCCGGUACAUUGAUGAUGAGCGCCAUUGCCUUCUGCAUCAACCCCGUCGCCAAUGUGUUCGGGGUACUCGCCCUAGCUGCUGUCAUCAACGGUCUAUCGAACGGGGCGAAGACCGUGCUCGUCACCCUCGUCAGUCGCUCGGCUGUUUCGCCCGAACGUUUUCCGACGGCUCUGUCUUUCGCAAUGUUUGUUCGGGGGUUUUCGGAACCGCUCGGAGGACUAUUAAUAGGUUGGAUAUAUGACAGGACAUUAUCAUACGACCAGGCUUUCUUGGUGUUAGGUGGGCUUGACGCAUGUGGGUUUGUCUUUAUGGUGUUUGCAAGAUGUGUACAUUGUCGAACGACGUUGCAUCCAAACUGACGACUAUAGCGAUUUUGAUAUUGGCUGUGAUUGGUUAGUUGGGCAGUUAGUACUAUACAUAUAACUUCGAUUUCGGCACGCAAUAUGGAUCCCACAUAUUUGAAUAUUAUUGCUAUAGGAUUAGGCUUUAUCUUCGGUGUAAAGAAAUUAUACUUUACAUUUCUAUGUUUGACAUUUUUAUUCUAAAAAAUAAAACACACCUCACUUAAUUCUAUACAUUUUUCCUCGAUUCAAUGAAAGAAAUUGUAUCAUGUUUAUAUUUAGAUUAUCAUCAUGGUCAUUAAGUCAUUUUUCUUUUUUUACCUCUGAUAAAUGUUGUACUAUAUUUCACGAGUAACUCUUGCAUGACUGGACUUUGUUUAAUAUAAUCAUGAUACUUAUUAAAUAAUAGAUUUUCGUGUUCUUUUGAAUUCAGCAUUCGGUCUUUGUUAAUCAAAACCUUCACGUUGGCUAUUUAUAUUCUCCGUAAAAAUUACAAUUGAAACUGCUCUCCUGAGUUCAUAGAGCAGUUCCACAAUAUAUGAAAAUAAAAUGGCGCAAAAAAUACUCAGCCAUAAAACAGCAGUGUGGUCUUGAUGAUGAUUAUGUAUAUUGACAUCCCAUUAACUUAGCCCUAUACGGCUGAUUUUGAAUCUGAACAGAAACAAUCUUUUUUAAUAAAACAAUCUGAAUGCCCUUUUAUUACGCGUGCUAUAAAGAGCAUGAUACAUUCGUUGUAUUUAUCAAAUGUUGUCUCCUAUAAUCAGCGACUUCUGAAAUCGCAUUAUUUGGCAGCUUUAUAUUUUAGGGCACUCUUUGAAUAUAAACAUUGUUCAUGCUUAUCAUCCCAAAUAUUCGUAUUUACUUACUGGGUACACCACCUCGGUUUUAAGGAAAGUUAUUAAACCACUAAAUAGGGCAUAUCUUGUUGCGAUUGAAUGUGAAUUUUAUGUUUCCAGAUGUUGUAUUUACUAUUUUAAUUGGUUCGAUCUAACAUAAAUGGUUGGAUACAGCUUUAUGCACGUUUGAUGCGACAUUUGGAGAAUUUGGUUACUUCCCCAGCCUUAAUGGCUCAUUUGAUAUUCAUGUUUUUAUAAUGGAGGUAUCACUGAACAGAGUAUUAUUCGUUACAGUUGAAUUAGCAUAACCAAAUACCGAGUGAAUUUUUUUUACUUUGCCCUAAUGAGUUUGCAUAGAAAUCAAUAAUCAAACUUCAUAUUGUUGCAUUUCAGGUUUUGUUUCCAAGUGCUUGGUAAAAUUCACGGGAAAAUUCAGUAGUUCGAGUUUGUCUUUUUAUACACCUCAAUUGUUAAUACUUGUAACUUCUUGUAAACAUGCGCACUGUCAUCAUCCAACUUUGUACAGAGCAAUGUUCAAUUAAUGAACCACAGUUCUGCUCCAUCAUGAUCAAGCUUACAUACUCUGAAGCAGGGACGGAUCAGGGAUUUUCGGAAAAUGGGGGGGCACAUUUUCCCGAGGAAAAUUUUGACAAGGAAAAAAAAGGUUUUCACUUUCAAAAGAGGAGGCAAACUUAUCUUUUAACGGUAUUUUUACAUUACAAGUUUUAUUUGUGCCUCUCAAAGGGGUGGGGGCACAGGCCGACUGUGCCCCCCCCCCCGGAUCCGCCAGUGCUCUGAACAUGCUGAACGUGUAACUGCUGCAAUAUUGUACAUGCUCAAUGACAAUAAAAAAUGAACGUGAUCAUCGCUC
Molecule: messenger RNA, 3713 nt
Organism: Lytechinus pictus (painted urchin)
Lineage: Eukaryota; Metazoa; Echinodermata; Echinoidea; Temnopleuroida; Toxopneustidae
Product: monocarboxylate transporter 12-like
Exons: 5
Coding region: 552-2024 (490 amino acids)
Biological process (GO): transmembrane transport
Cellular component (GO): membrane
Molecular function (GO): monocarboxylic acid transmembrane transporter activity
Source: RefSeq, a predicted model, not a curated record